Xenopus tropicalis (tropical clawed frog) is the source of this 855-nucleotide messenger RNA. RefSeq names its product olfactory receptor family 16 subfamily A member 4 (gene or16a4). The coding region runs from base 1 to 855 and encodes 284 amino acids. The record is from RefSeq and is a predicted model, not a curated record. The transcript has 2 exons. Gene Ontology annotation, cellular component: plasma membrane; membrane. Gene Ontology annotation, molecular function: G protein-coupled receptor activity; olfactory receptor activity. Gene Ontology annotation, biological process: G protein-coupled receptor signaling pathway; detection of chemical stimulus involved in sensory perception of smell; signal transduction. NCBI's taxonomy places the organism in Eukaryota, Metazoa, Chordata, Amphibia, Anura, Pipidae.
AUGGAUAGUCUUGACAUUGGCAAGGUCAUCAUGAAGCUGGACUUGACUGGAAAUGCUACAAUUGUUGCUUUGGUAUCUUCAAGCCCCAGCCUUCGCAAUCCAAUGUUCUUCUUUCUAAGUCACCUUUCCACAUUAGACUUUAUACUGACCACUAACAUUGUUCCUAAUAUGUUACAUGGGAUUCUGCAAGGAGAGAUAACCAUGUCCUUUCCUGCCUGUAAGAUCCAAUUUUAUUUCUUUAGUGCACUCUUAGCUUCCGAAUGUCUCCUUCUGGCAGUUAUGUCCUAUGAUAGGUAUCUGGCAAUAUGCAAACCACUGAGGUAUAUUUCCAUGAUGCACAAUAAAUUCUGCUUAUGGCUCGUUAUUUCCUGCUGGAUUUUAGGCUUUAUAACUACGCUUGUAGUGCUCAUAUUGUUGAACAGAUUAGAAUUCUGUGGGCCAAAUGUCAUUGAUCAUUUUUUCUGUGAUUUUUCACCUCUUCUGCAACUUUCUUGUUCAGACAUAUCUAGUGUGAUUUUGGGACAGAUGUUGCUGGCUGUUCCUAUGACUUCUUUUCCAUUCAUUUUUAUCAUUGUAACAUACAUAUGUAUCUUCAUUGCUGUACUAAGAAUUCCAUCUACCUUCGGGAGACAGAAAGCCUUCUCCACUUGCAGCUCACACCUGGCUGUUGUUGGUGCUUUUUAUGGCUCGUUGAUUUCUCUUUAUGUUGUUCCGUCCUCUGCAAAUUCAACAUUGGCAAAAAAAUUCCUUUCUAUGCUCUACACUGUUUUCACUCCAUUGUUUAACCCUAUUAUCUACUGUCUGAGGAACAAGGAAAUCAAGGUGGCAUUUAAAAAAUGGCUCCAAGCUCUCUAA